AGAUGACAUCAUGGUCUUCAUGACAUCGACACAAGUAACAAGUUAGUGAGGAGACUAGAGCCACUUGACGGUUCUGGUCAGAGUGAGAGGACCCAGAAUGAAUGGCUGGCGAGUAGGAGCAAUGCGCUGUAUUUAGGACUCAAAACACAAAUAUGCUCUUUCAGUCCGGUUCUGACUUCGCUUCGAGGAAACAGGCAACAAGACUUCCUCCACAUAUCGAUUACAAAGUACUAACAAAGGGUUGGAAAUAUCUUCGGCUGGUUACUCGUUUCGUAUGCCAUCUUUCUAGUUUACCUGAGGAGACCACUUCUUCCCCUGUUGCUUGAUACGAAAUGGCUUUUGGCUAUGGCGAAACAGAUGACAGUGCAGCUAAUUCACUCCCUCAAAUCGAUCCAAAAGGUGGAGCUGAGUCGCUGAUAUCCACCCUUGCACGCCAGGAUCAAGGUAUGGAGUACGUGAUUCCAGCAAGCCAUGCUCCAACAUUCUUGUCUGUUGCUGAUGGUUUGGGCGGCACGCCAUGCUAUGCACCCGAUACCCAAGAGAAUCCCGGAAUGACCCACAUGAUUCCAUGGACAGAACAGUCACAGGCACCCUGGGUGCAGAACGGAGUAAUGCAACAGUGGCUGAGGAGUGCGGUCAAAUUGGAUGGCAGCGUACGCACUAGGUCUACGAAAAGUUCAGUUUGGACCGUGGGUACUCACUCGUCGACAGGUUCAGAUUGGAGUGUAGGUGCUGCAGGCACACCGAGAUCCAUUCCAUCGUCUGAGUUUUCAACACGCCCAUCACCAGUGUUGGGAACAAGCACUCCUCCGGCCGUGCUACCAUCGGGUUGGUCAGGAUACGUGGAAGGUCCGCGGCACACACCUGAGGAGGCCACUCAAAGUACGCUUCGUGGCACUGACUGCAGGACGGAACAUCUCCUGGCCGAGAUUGACCAGUACUUUCUCAGCAGUACACUUCUUAACCCAGCAGAAUCGCCUCCUGUCGAUUCUGGCACCGGGAGGAUCGAUGUUAACCAGCAGAUUCCCAGUAACACAGUCCUCAACACAGCAGCAACACAUCUGGUAAAUUCCUACAAGGAGAUGUUUGACAUUGAUCAGCAGCUUUUCAGUGGUACAGACUUCAGCCCAGCAGCAUCUCCUCCAGUUAAUUCCGGCACAGGGACUAUCAGGGUUGACUGGCCGUUUCUCAAUGCUGUAGACUCAGCAGCAGCAACUCUGGGUACUUCUGACACGGAGGUGAUGGACACUGCUCAGUACCCUUUCAAAGGUCCAGACUUCAGCCCAGCAGCAUCUCCUCCAGUUUAUUCCGGCACAAGGACUAUCAGGGUUGACCAGCCGUUUGUCAAUGCUGUAGACUCAGCAGCAGCAACUCCGGGUAAUUCUGACAAGGAGAUUCUGGACACUGACAAGUACCCUUUCAAAGGUACAGGCUUCAGCCCAGCAGCAUCGCCUCCAGUCGCUGGCAUUGAUUUGGUGGCAUUUAGCCAGUCGUGGCUUGUUCCGGAACAGGAUCCUGGCGAUAGCUAUGAGUGCCGGUACCAUGGUCUGCGACGAAGAAGGAGAUUGCCAGUCGGUGACCGAGAACCUCACUUCGUCUGCUCAAAAUGCACUGCAAUUUUGCACACAUUUUUUCGCUCUUGUCAGUAUCCGACAGUGAACCAGAAGCGUUCACUUCUCACACAGGUGGGUAUGGAACGUCGUCAGCUAGACAACUGGUUCUGCAACAAGCGUCGUCAGAUGCGACGCGCCACUGCCUCACCUUCGUCCAGCGAGCAAGGGUCACCAGUGCUACGCAGUUAGGCUAAAUAUCCGGUGCUUGCACCCCUUGAAGCACUUUACACGCAAGAACCUGAAAACUCUACAUGUCUUUGCAGAAGAAAUUCACGGUAAUGUCCAUAAAAUUAUGCAAAAGCCUUCAGCCCUUCAGCCCUUUAGCAUGUUAUACUUUGAAAUCCAUCACAUUGAUACUCUACGGAAUGGCCUACUCCUCUUGACACUUCCCAAUUCAUGUACAUGUACAUGUACAUGUACAUGUACGUAUUUCACCCCCGUGCUAUACAUGAUUGUACAUGUACAGCAUGUACAAUCAGCUAGGCUUUGCUGUAUGCCUAGAUAGAAGGUUAUACAUACAUGUACAUGUACAUGUACAUGUACAUUGUCGGUAAAUCGACCUAUCAUAAACCUUUGUCUGUUUGUUUGCUCCAUUCGUUCAAAUUUAGUCAACUCAGUAAGAACGUAGUGCAUGGACAUGUAUAACCGCAUGUACAUGUACAUAUAUGGCAUAAUUAUUGUUCUAAAUGUACAGUGUAUUCUGUAUUCAUGCCUAACUCGGAUUAAUAAUCAUGGUUAAAUAAUAAUUAGACUGUUUGUAAAGUAACUGGUCAUGGUGUUAAUGGAUAGUAUAGCGUGACCUGUAGCUCUUUGGCGCUCUUUUC
Messenger RNA from Sycon ciliatum, 2437 nucleotides. RefSeq lists its product as uncharacterized. NCBI's taxonomy places the organism in Eukaryota, Metazoa, Porifera, Calcarea, Leucosolenida, Sycettidae. The transcript is spliced from 3 exons. The record is from RefSeq and is a predicted model, not a curated record. Gene Ontology annotation, molecular function: DNA binding. Bases 333 to 1802 code for a protein of 489 amino acids.